Molecule: messenger RNA, 10066 nt
Organism: Wyeomyia smithii (pitcher-plant mosquito)
Lineage: Eukaryota; Metazoa; Arthropoda; Insecta; Diptera; Culicidae
Exons: 4
Coding region: 935-2707 (590 amino acids)
Source: RefSeq, a predicted model, not a curated record
UUCAGCGCGAACGUGUGAACCAGACAAAAGCUCUUCCUCGACGCUCUACUAUUCAGCCGCAGCAGCCAAAACCAGUACGGUUAGUCUACCCUAUUUUCAACCUUAACACCGUCAUUAUCACAUCAGGUUCGAACUCCUGCCAACAACAGUGGGUACGUGAAGUUUUGCUUCCCAAAAUUGGAAGGUGGUAAACAGUGGUGUGCAGUGUUCAUGUGAGUCCUGAUUUAUGAAUAUCGGUGUUUGUGUGUGUGAUCGGGGAGAGACCUUUCUAGGCUUACUCCAGCAGAACCUGCGCUAGGUGUCAAAGACCGAUUUACAUGUUGAGUGAUAAUUCCGAAUACUAUUCCGCGCAAAGUUCGCGAUUUGCCUAUAAAAGAUGAAAAAAUUGUUUCAAACUACCAGUUGAGCACUACCAGUGUGGAUUCUAGCGUUUUCCAAGGGUGGUGAGGAGAAAAAACAGCGGUUAACCUAAAAAUUUGUUUCCAGCGCGGUUCAAUAGAAGAAGAAAAAAACAAGGAAAAUCGACCGCACAGAAGCAAGAGCGAAAUUUUUAAUACUGUUUACGCUACAAAGAAGGAUAAGUCGAGGAAAAUUAAUUUUCCUUGUACAGUACUUUAAGGAUGAGCUAGAGCAGAACGGUUUCCAGUGGGUGUUUGGCGUUUGCGCUGCCGAAAUGGAGCAAUGUGUUCAGUGAUAUGGUAAUACCAGCGGAAACCGACCGACGGCGGUAGGAAAAAGUGAAAGAAGAACAUCCGCUACAAAGUGUUUUCGUUGUUUUUCUUUUUUCGGUAUUUAUCCUGUUGACGGUUCUGGAGCUGUGCCCAGUUUGAUACCCGCCAUCGAAGGAUUAAAUCGAAAAUACGGUCCAAAAAAAAAGAAUCGUAGAGUCAAAUCGUGAAUCAGUGCACCGUAAACCAGCGGACGAUUUGCUAAAAUGAGGAACCUAAAAGUUGACGGAAUUUGCCAGCUCUUCUUUCUGCUAAACUUGGUCGCUGUUGGUUUGGCUGAGCCCGCUGCUAAAGAUGAUGAGACCCGAAUAAAAUCCUUAGACAGGAAGCAACACACCAACAAGCAACAAUCGAAGCAUCGACAUCGGCGGGCAAACGGAGACGACUACGGUGACGGUGUCGGUGUCGGUGGAGCGAAUGGCCGGCUGGGAAGACCCAUUGUCGAUGCUGGCCCUGAUGAUGGCGACUCAGAAAAUUUCAUUGCACUCGCACCGGACGAAGCAGAUAUUUAUAACUUUUCCUACAAUCUCAUCAACGCGGUGGACGAUGCUGGCGUGGGCUCGAACGACAAUGUCGAUAGUGCAGGCGAUACCGGUGGAGGGGGCAGCGAGUCACGCCAGGAUGAUGCAAAUGAAGCGAAUCCUUUUAAUGAAUUUCUUAAUCCCAGCAUGCGACAACAGCAGCAGCAGCAGCAGGAAGUCUAUGCAGGUAAACCACCACUGGACGAUCCUUGGGGAUUAGAAUUAGAUGAACAGCAGCAACCACCUGUACCGGCGAAGGAUGACGAUGACACCGAGGCGGAGAAGAGUAAACAUCUCAAACCACUGAAUCGGAGCCAACAAACUAGCCCGUUACUUGCCAGCAGUAUUGAUUUUCUCAACUCCAUCGACGGUGGCUAUUUACUGUCGAACGGAAUGGUUGAUGAAAAGGGCAGCAAACUUUCUGAUGAUAACGGCUUAUCAACACCGAAGCCGGAUGACAAAGAUUCAACCGGGGAGGCAGAGGAAGUGAAUGAUGAUGAUAUCUUCGAGCAGAUGCAGAAAAAGGCUAAAUCCUAUCGAUUGAAGCUAUACAAGAAGCACAAAAAUUUCAAACAUAGCCAUCAUCACAGAAGCGGAUACUACCAUCCCGUUUAUCAGCAGCAUCAUCACCAUCAAUACUACCGGCAGAAGAUGUUGGAACGGGAACGCGACCGCUGGAAGCAGCUGCACGAACAGCAGUUGAAAGCUGACUACCAGGGGAAAAUACGUUAUUUCGACAGCUCCAAUAAACUGGAAACCAAGGACGACAUUAAAGCACAUCUUGAUGGCUACACAAGCCGCGAACAAUGGCCACACUUUGACAAAGUUAUGAACUCUCUCAACAAAGAGCAACAGCAGGACAACGUACCACCCUACAUUAAAAAGUACAACCGCAGAAAUAAACAGUUAAUUGAUCUGCUAGAGGGCACAAUCGCCCCACUUUCCGAUUAUAGUCAACGUCAUCACGAAAGAAAGUACCACCGUAGAAAAAAUCCUCACUGGAUGGAAGAGGACCUCUUCGAGCAGCAGCGUCCCAACCAAAACAAUCUCGGUCUACAACGGAACUACAUACAAGAAACAAUUCAAUCAUCCACAGCCCACUCCAACUCUCUGCCAGGCGAAGCAAUACAUAUUAUCUACGACAAAAAACACAUAGACAAUGAUCACCAGUAUGGGCACCCAACGACCAGCGUCGACCCCAACCAUCCGUACAAAAUGUCCUCUCGUGCCGGCCAGUUCGCGUAUCAUCGGGUGGCGUCCCCGCAACCAGUUGGUGGUGGCUACGGACGGCUCAAACGUCAACGACUUCCGUUUGUAGCGAUCACCGAUCGUCGUCUGGGAUCUCCACCAAAGCGUCGGCCGAACAGUAGUAGCAACAGCAAUGCAGCCAUAUCCAGCAGCAACAGCAAUGACAACACCGGCAGUAACAAUCUACUGAAUCACCAACCGAUGCCUUAAGCAAACAACAGUCGUAAACUCUACCCGAUGAAAACAAAAUUCCCAGCCGAAUGAAAACAAAAAAACAAACAAACAAAAAACCACGAAUAUUACUCCCUGCGAUCAUGGUCUUUGAAGGGCGUACAGCUCUUCAGCCAAAUCGCGUAUAAGGCAGCUGAUCUUUCUAGAAUAGUUUCUAGAGAAAAAAAAAACAACUAACUUUCGCUUUUAUAUUUCUUUCACAUUCAAACUUUGGUUUUUCAUGUGAUAGAAACUAAAAACCACACUCACCGUCUAUCGCGUGCUGUCACAAUAAACUUUCGCUUGUCCGAUUGGUACAAAGUGAACACAGAACGAAAUGACAAUAAAGAGUCUGCACACGGUACCUUCAUUCAGGUGAAACAGCUAGACGGAAACUAGAUUAAACUCACCUCAGCCGCUCGAAUGCACAAAACUAUCCCACGAGACAAAAAGAGGAAAUUCAACCCCACUUACUGCGAAACGUGAAAAAAAGAGAAAUGGCACCAGCAAUUUUCCAUCAUAUUCUUUUCGUUCGCUUUCCAACAUAGCUUUCGAAAAGAUCUGAGCGUACUUCGAUGGCACAAUGGGUUAUCGGAAAAUGAUGGCUGCUUCGAACUAUGAUCAAAUGCAGCACAAUAGUGAAAAAACGACGACAAUUUCAAGACAGACUAGCAUCAAUGCGGUAUAAGCGGAAGGGGGAGGGUGUAACAGAAAAAAAUGCUGCUCUUUCUUCCGAUUGAAGCUCCUCUACCCAAGUGGCAAACGAGCAGCAAUGUAUCGGAUUUCUUCAACCGAGUUGUUACGACCGAAAUCGCUCUAGGGAAUAAUCGAUUGUGACGAGCGAACAGCUGCGACAAAAUGAUCAACGGGAUGCGGAAAGAGUAAUUUUGAUUAAUUUUUGUCGGCUGAAGUGAGAGGCAAUCGCAACCAAGAAGAAAGUAAAUCAAAAAUCUCACAAACACCAGUGACAGCCGCACAAAGAAACGCUAGGUUCUCUAUUAUCUAGCAUAAAAGUAAAUAGAAACUACUGGUCUAAUAAUAACAGCCCGAUUCAGUGAAACAACCGAAGCCAACUAAGCUUCCGGAAUGAAGAGUGAAGGAUCAUGACGUCAAACAUCCUUCGACUUAAAUCCAAUGAAUAGACGCAAGAUAUGGACAAAAAAUGACAAUAUAUAUUUAUUAUAAACUAAAGUGGUAAUGAAAUUUAUAUAGUUAAAGUAACAAAAUCAUACUGAGUUAAACCCUAUAAACAAAGCUAAAAGGAUAACCAAACUUAUAUUUACUAACAUAUCAAAAUGAAACGUUGACAAAAACAACCAACAGAAUCGACAUGAUAUUCCCGGUUUGCAAAGGCAGGGUUAAAUCAUCGAUGUUACUUUCAGUCAGUGUUUUGCCAGCAGGACGUACACGGUAAACUAAUUGGAACGCCUGGUCUGGCAUAACAGCAUUUUGUGUGUAUAACCGAUUGACAGUCAUUUUCGUAGCCCGAUCAAUAGAUGCACGCGUCGUCAGAGUCAAUUUGCACAUAGUAAGCAAAAACUAUCAACACAUCCAAAACCAAAACUUAAUCAACAAACCACCCUCACAGCCGUUAACUAAUAAAAAAAACAUAUUUGCGCAAAAAUCUCUAACGUAGUUCCACGGUGUGUAGAGAGAUGGUGUAACGAUAUGUCAAAAAUCUGAAUCGUAGAACACUGAAUCUAAUCCAAUAUUGUUUGGUUUGAUUUGAAUCGAAACUUGCUCUGAAAAUACAUGCACCCAAAAUUUCCGUACACUUUUUAGAAAUGUAAACAAACACAAAAAAGUUAAUAGCUCUUGUCAAAUGACAUUUCAUCUCGAUCCCUACAAUGUAAAUCUUUCUUCUCCCCACGCUUACUUUUUGAUCAAACUGUUAUACCAUAUCCUACACGUCAUGACGUAGUCCCAAAUAAAAUGACAAAAAAAGCAGCGAAGGAAAACGCACGCCUACCAUGACUGCCAUUUGGAUUCAGACAAAACUUAAACGAUUAAGUUCGAAUUGUGCAUUUGUUAACCGAUUUCUGUGUGAAAUUCAAAGUACUAAAGCUGACAAUUUCGGCAGCGGAUAAAUUAUAAAAACAUGACAAUAAGCAAAAGGAACCAUAAUUUUUCUAGUAUUAUAUAAGAAGUUUCCCAGUAUCCAAACAGUGGAUAAUGCUUUCAUACGGACAGUUACGCUGGCAAGUUUCUGUCGAUUUUUCUCUUGUUUCGAUGGAACAUAUUUUUAAUACUGCAAUGAAAAAAACAAUACGGAAAGGUAAAAAAUAAAAAAAAAUAAAAACAAAUAAGCAAUAGAUUUUGACAAUACUUUUCGAAAGGGGUAGGUUGACACACACACACAACCGAAAGCAGAAGAGAAAUCAACAAGCCCCUUGAGAAAUAGCGACAUCUUCGCGUAAAGAACGGUACCACCUAAGUACAGUUGAGAUGGCGCACGAAACACGUGACAGCAGGUUUAAUAAAACUCUAUUCUAGCACGUGUCAAGAGUAAAUUCACUUUAAUUUAGUCCUACUCUUUGGUGAAAAGUUUUUCGAAUUACAAAUGGUGGUUCAAUGUAAAAGCACUUGCACCAAAAUCCAGGAAUCAACACAAACCAAUCGAUGCACACUGACGAGAGAAAGUUAUAGUCAAUUUUCUGUGUAAAAUUCACCGAAAUCAACAAAAAAAGCACAUCAAACAGAAUGAAUACCCGAAAAAAAUCAAAUCAAACAAGAGAUUCAAAGCAACAGAUGGAUAACGAAACAAAUGCUCUUUUAAAAUAAUAUUAAGAUAUGUUAGUUUAUAGGAAGCAGAAAAAAAAAAACUAGCUAUUUUACUAAUAAAAAAUAAGGUACCAUUCUACUGUAGUGUAACAAAAGCCUACUGGGGGCUACCUUCUUAUACACAUAACGAUAAAGCCUAAUGAAAAUACACUUCUACACAAUCUUGAACACUAGAACCACACAAAACACUGGCACACACGGAAAUAUUUGGACAAAGUAAGCUAUUAUAUUAUAGAUAUGUCACUUAUUAAAACCGCAACCAUCGAGCUGCGCCACUGAACCGAGAUUUAUGGCAAAUGUAAACGGCGUAAGCAUAAUAAAUAACAAAAAAAAGGUAAAAAAGCUCACACAACAGUAAAACAGUAAUCGUUAUAACUGCCCCCGAAACAGGGUGAGACAUUUUUACACUUUUACUCCUACCCCGUUUCCGGGGCCUAAUUCAUAAUUCUAAGAGGUUCCGUUAUGACACCUGUUCAGUUGUAAUAAUAUAAAUUGCGUCCUUGCACUGAAUAACCUAUGUUAAACGACUGUCUCACUUCUGGCACAUGCUGUAGCGAUUGUUGUAUAGCAGAUAGAUGGAGACAGCGUAACAUGUUUAUUUUUCACUCGCAACAAAAAUGGGAAGAUGUUGUAUAGCUGCUCAAAAGUUGUAAAAGAGCUCCGCACGCUGUAACCGCCUCGCUUUCCGGCUUCCUCGAGUAAAUUUACAAAUGUACCUAACCGAUUAGGCUUGGGAAUAGAGGUAAAUUGCAGCGUGCAGUUAGGCAACCAUUUCAACGUGUUUCCAAACUAAUUUUAAUCGCUGUUAGAUUAGUGUACAUGUACACUGUACAAGUUCUGUUUACUGCGUUCACCGACAGCAUCAGCUGGUGUCACAGUCUUUAGUUGCAGUUUAGUCAGGCUAAGCCAUGAAAAGCGGCAGCAAACGUAAUAAAAAUAUGUGGAAACCGGAGAACUUUUCUUUUUGAUAGAUAACAGUAGGUUAAACAUCUACGUAACCAUUCGUUCGGCUCAUACAAGGUCGGCUUGGGGUACAAACGAAAAGAUGUAGUGAAUGAAACAAUAAUUACAUUUAAUUGUUCGAUUCUGACAACAGAAAAAAAAAGAUCAGCAGUUAAAGGAGAGUAAAAUCCAUCAAUGCAACAUCAAGAACAUAACAUGCUGGCUUCCGACUGCAAAACACAACAAACACAGAUGAAAACAUGCAAACAUAGACUAAAAUAGUCAGCAAGAACAAGUGUAUGAAUUGUUAUAUUUUUCAAAUAAAAUAAUAUGAAAUAAACUCACAAGAUGGUGUUUAAUUUAUGUUAUAAAAGCCAAAACGUGAUUCGAGGACAGGACAGCAUUUUUGGAGGCAGUUUGGAGUUAAUACUCAGUCAUCCCACAAGAGCACACUUCCCAACAAUUUUGUUGAUUACUGGCUUCUGAAGUUAUUCGGAGUUCUGGCGGAUUCCGUGGUGGCUCAUGCUGUUUCAACAAUUUGUCGCCAUGUUGCUCGGUUUUGGCUGUGUUUCGCCAGUUCCCCAGGCGUCUCACCACCUGCAAGUCUCCUUCGAUCAGGUCGAGCCAUGGUGCACGCUGCGCCCCUCUAUUUCUAGUGCCGGUAGGGUUGCUGAAGAGAAGUGAUUUCACAGGGUUGUCGUCUGGCAUCCUUACGACGUGACCGGUCCACCGCAACCUAUUGACUUUCGCCAGGUGUGCAAUGGGAUUCUCUCCAAGCAGCGCGCGCAGUUCAUGGUUCAUACGCCGUCGCCAUUCUCCGUCGUCCGUCUGCACUCCACCAUAGAUAGUCCGCAGCACCUUCCGUUCGAAAACUCCAAGAGCGUUUAGGUCCUCCGGAACGUUAGGUGUAGCCUUAGUUCAGGGAAUUGUUAUUUGGCAAUAUUGGUAGGAUAGAAAAGAGGCUCUGUAUAGUAAAGCAGUAAGCUUGAAACGGAAGGGUAAACUCUCACACACAAGCACGGAUAUAAAUGAAAAAAAGCGUAUCAUUCACCUAAAUAGUGAUACUGCUAAUAGUAUGAAGUGCGGAGCACAGAAAACACCUGGGCAAUAUCACAAUAGAUCAAAAAAGUCUCUGGUCGCAGUGAUGAGUCCACAUAGAGGAAAAAAAGGUCCUCCGCGAGAAGCGUUGUUGUCUCGAACCCGUAGAGGAAUACCGGUCUUAUCAGGGUUUUGUACAGCGUCAACUUCGUGCGUCGUUGCACUCGAUUCGAUCGAAGUGUCUUCCGAAGUGAAAAGUAGGCACGAUUUCCUGCCUGGAUGCGUCUCUGGAUCUCUUUGCUGGUGUUAUUGUCGGCGGUCAUUAGUGACCCCAAAUACACGAACUCGUCGACCACCUCAAGCUCAUCACCGUCUACAGAGACUUGAGUUUGGAGGCUGAUGCUGUUCUCCUUGGAGCCUCUCGCACGCAUGUAUUUUGUUUUCGACGCAUUUAUCCGCAGUCCGAUCCGUCCAGCAGCGAAGGAAAACGCACGCCUACCAUGACUGCCAUUUGGAUUCAGACAAAACUUAAACGAUUAAGUUCGAAUUGUGCAUUUGUUAACCGAUUUCUGUGUGAAAUUCAAAGUACUAAAGCUGACAAUUUCGGCAGCGGAUAAAUUAUAAAAACAUGACAAUAAGCAAAAGGAACCAUAAUUUUUCUAGUAUUAUAUAAGAAGUUUCCCAGUAUCCAAACAGUGGAUAAUGCUUUCAUACGGACAGUUACGCUGGCAAGUUUCUGUCGAUUUUUCUCUUGUUUCGAUGGAACAUAUUUUUAAUACUGCAAUGAAAAAAACAAUACGGAAAGGUAAAAAAUAAAAAAAAAUAAAAACAAAUAAGCAAUAGAUUUUGACAAUACUUUUCGAAAGGGGUAGGUUGACACACACACACAACCGAAAGCAGAAGAGAAAUCAACAAGCCCCUUGAGAAAUAGCGACAUCUUCGCGUAAAGAACGGUACCACCUAAGUACAGUUGAGAUGGCGCACGAAACACGUGACAGCAGGUUUAAUAAAACUCUAUUCUAGCACGUGUCAAGAGUAAAUUCACUUUAAUUUAGUCCUACUCUUUGGUGAAAAGUUUUUCGAAUUACAAAUGGUGGUUCAAUGUAAAAGCACUUGCACCAAAAUCCAGGAAUCAACACAAACCAAUCGAUGCACACUGACGAGAGAAAGUUAUAGUCAAUUUUCUGUGUAAAAUUCACCGAAAUCAACAAAAAAAGCACAUCAAACAGAAUGAAUACCCGAAAAAAAUCAAAUCAAACAAGAGAUUCAAAGCAACAGAUGGAUAACGAAACAAAUGCUCUUUUAAAAUAAUAUUAAGAUAUGUUAGUUUAUAGGAAGCAGAAAAAAAAACUAGCUAUUUUACUAAUAAAAAAUAAGGUACCAUUCUACUGUAGUGUAACAAAAGCCUACUGGGGGCUACCUUCUUAUACACAUAACGAUAAAGCCUAAUGAAAAUACACUUCUACACAAUCUUGAACACUAGAACCACAGAAAACACUGGCACACACGGAAAUAUUUGGACAAAGUAAGCUAUUAUAUUAUAGAUAUGUCACUUAUUAAAACCGCAACCAUCGAGCUGCGCCACUGAACCGAGAUUUAUGGCAAAUGUAAACGGCGUAAGCAUAAUAAAUAACAAAAAAAAGGUAAAAAAGCUCACACAACAGUAAAACAGUAAUCGUUAUAACUGCCCCCGAAACAGGGUGAGACAUUUUUACACUUUUACUCCUACCCCGUUUCCGGGGCCUAAUUCAUAAUUCUAAGAGGUUCCGUUAUGACACCUGUUCAGUUGUAAUAAUAUAAAUUGCGUCCUUGCACUGAAUAACCUAUGUUAAACGACUGUCUCACUUCUGGCACAUGCUGUAGCGAUUGUUGUAUAGCAGAUAGAUGGAGACAGCGUAACAUGUUUAUUUUUCACUCGCAACAAAAAUGGGAAGAUGUUGUAUAGCUGCUCAAAAGUUGUAAAAGAGCUCCGCACGCUGUAACCGCCUCGCUUUCCGGCUUCCUCGAGUAAAUUUACAAAUGUACCUAACCGAUUAGGCUUGGGAAUAGAGGUAAAUUGCAGCGUGCAGUUAGGCAACCAUUUCAACGUGUUUCCAAACUAAUUUUAAUCGCUGUUAGAUUAGUGUACAUGUACACUGUACAAGUUCUGUUUACUGCGUUCACCGACAGCAUCAGCUGGUGUCACAGUCUUUAGUUGCAGUUUAGUCAGGCUAAGCCAUGAAAAGCGGCAGCAAACGUAAUAAAAAUACGUGGAAACCGGAGAACUUUUCUUUUUGAUAGAUAACAGUAGGUUAAACAUCUGCGUAACCAUUCGUUCGGCUCAUACAAGGUCGGCUUGGGGUACAAACGAAAAGAUGUAGUGAAUGAAACAAUAAUUACAUUUAAUUGUUCGAUUCUGACAACAGAAAAAAAAAGAUCAGCAGUUAAAGGAGAGUAAAAUCCAUCAAUGCAACAUCAAGAACAUAACAUGCUGGCUUCCGACUGCAAAACACAACAAACACAGAUGAAAACAUGCAAACAUAGACUAAAAUAGUCAGCAAGAACAAGUGUAUGAAUUGUUAUAUUUUUCAAAUAAAAUAAUAUGAAAUAAACUCACAA